AUGUGUUUGUUUUACUUUCCCUUUGUUUCUCUAUUUCUCCAGUACAGUGCUCUUAAUCCACGAGAAUCUUGGGACAUGUGGCAUCCCACUCUGGUGGCUGAGGCUUUAUUUGCUAUUGCAAACAUCUUCAGUUCCCUGCGUCUGAUCUCACUGUUCACUGCAAAUUCUCACCUGGGACCUCUGCAAAUCUCUCUAGGAAGAAUGCUCCUGGACAUUUUGAAGUUUCUAUUCAUAUACUGUCUUGUGUUGCUAGCAUUUGCAAAUGGCCUAAAUCAAUUGUACUUCUACUAUGAAGAAACAAAAGGUUUAAGCUGCAAAGGUAUACGAUGUGAAAAGCAGAAUAAUGCAUUUUCAACGUUAUUUGAGACACUCCAGUCCCUGUUUUGGUCAAUAUUUGGGCUCAUCAAUUUAUAUGUGACCAAUGUCAAAGCGCAACAUGAAUUCACUGAGUUUGUUGGUGCCACUAUGUUUGGGACAUAUAAUGUCAUCUCUCUGGUUGUUCUACUCAACAUGUUAAUAGCUAUGAUGAAUAAUUCUUACCAACUUAUUGCAGACCAUGCAGAUAUAGAAUGGAAAUUUGCUCGAACAAAGCUUUGGAUGAGCUAUUUUGAGGAAGGAGGUACUCUGCCUACUCCCUUCAAUGUCAUCCCAAGCCCCAAGUCUCUCUGGUACCUGGUCAAGUGGAUAUGGACACACCUGUGCAAGAAAAAGAUGAGAAGAAAGCCAGAAAGUUUCGGAACGAUAGGGAGACGAGCUGCUGAUAAUUUGAGAAGACAUGAACUAAAGCAAGACAUUUCUAGUUUCCGCUUUGAAGUUCUGGGAUUACUAAGAGGAAGCAAACUCUCUACACUCCAGUCCGCUAAUGCCACAAAGGAGUCUUCUCAUUCAGCAGACUCCGAUGAAAAGAGUGACACCGAAGGCAGUAGCAAGGACAAGAAAAGGAAUUUCAGCCUUUUUGAUCUGACCACUCUGAUUCACCCGAGAUCAGCAGCCAUUGCCUCCGAAAGACACAACAUAAGCAAUGGCUCUGCCUUGGUGGUGAGGGAGCCACCGAGGGAGAAGCAGAGAAAAAUGAAUUUUGUGACCGAUAUCAAAAACUUCGGGUUAUUUCAUAGACGAUCAAAACAAAAUGCUGCUGAGCAAAAUGCAAACCAGAUUUUUUCUGUUUCAGAAGAAGUUGCUCGUCAACAGGCUGCAGGACCACUUGAGAGAAAUAUCCAACUGGAAUCCCGAGGAUUAGCUUCAGGGAGUGACCUGAGCAUUCCCGGGCUCAGCGAACAAUGUGUAUUAGUAGACCACAGAGAGAGGAAUACGGACACACUGGGUUUGCAGGUGGGCAGGAGAGUGUGCUCAUUCAAGUCAGAGCAGGUGGUGGUGGAGGACACUGUUCCUAUAAUACCAAAGGAGAAACACGAAAAGGAAGAGGACUCUAGUACAGACUAUGACUUCAACCUCACAGACACAGUCACCCAUGAAGAUUAUGUGACAACAAGAUUGUGAUACUUGAAGGAGGAAGAGUUUACCAUAUAUAUACAUAUUUUCCAUAGUGCUCUGGGUGGGGAGGAAAUGUGCAAAAUUAAAUCAGCCAAUGCUAACUUACACCUUCUAGCAUUUAUCAAUUGUGGCAUAUUAACUUGUAAAAUGUUUAAAUAAGGCAAAGGCAAUCAAAAGCCCUUCUGUUUUGUAGCCUGUUUUUGCUUUCACAAUUUGUUUUCAAUUUUUUUGUUGUUGUUAAUGAAUAAAUGUACCUUGUAUUCUUCUUGUACUGUUGCAAUUACCCACAGAAAAUUUUUAGACAUCUUUUUCAAUUAAAACAAAUGUGAUUUAUUUCA
Messenger RNA from Galeopterus variegatus (Sunda flying lemur), 1832 nucleotides. It is a transcript of the gene TRPC4, whose product is annotated as transient receptor potential cation channel, subfamily C, member 4. Gene Ontology annotation, biological process: regulation of cytosolic calcium ion concentration; manganese ion transport; calcium ion transmembrane transport. The transcript is spliced from 5 exons. Gene Ontology annotation, molecular function: store-operated calcium channel activity; inositol 1,4,5 trisphosphate binding. NCBI's taxonomy places the organism in Eukaryota, Metazoa, Chordata, Mammalia, Dermoptera, Cynocephalidae. Bases 1 to 1500 code for a protein of 499 amino acids. The record is from RefSeq and is a predicted model, not a curated record. Gene Ontology annotation, cellular component: cation channel complex; membrane.